UCUAUCCCCUUUCUCUCUUUCUAUGGACCAAAACCCUACUCUCGUACUGAUCGUCAGCACCCACAGAAAAUACUAAGACUUCCAUCUCUCUCUGUUGAUGGAUUCCUUCCUACGUUCUUAUUAGAUUAACAUAUAUACCUAAAAAGAGAGAACCCAGUUCCCUCCUCUCCCUCCCUCUCUCUCUCUCUCUCUCUCUCUCUCUCUCCCCCCCCCCCCCCCCCCCCCCCAGCAGCAGCCGCAACAUAUAUAUAUAAAAGUGGUAUAUAUGCAACUGAAAUCAAUCAAUCAAUGAAUUAAUUAAUUAGUACUAGCCAUUCUUGUGUGAUAUAAUCAAAAUGAGCCAGUGUGUUCCCAGCUGGGAUCUGGAUCAUAACCAGAAUUCCACCCUGCCACCACCUUCCAGGCUCUCUCUCCGCCCACGCCAUCCCACCUCCUCCCCCAACUCCCCAACCUCCCACAAGUUAGACUACGAAGUGGCGGAGCUAACAUGGGAGAACGGCCAAAUAGCCAUGCACGGCCUCCGUCCGCGCGUCCUCCCCAAGCCCCACCCCUCCCGUAAUAAUAAGUACUCCUGGGACAAGCCACGAUCCGCCGCUGCCGGCACCCUCGAGUCCAUCGUCAACCAAGCCACUCGCUUUCCCAUCCCAAAGUCCUCCACCACCUUCCCCGACGGCUGCCCAGCCGUCCCGCACCACGCGGAGAUCGACCCCUGGUUAGAGCAGCACCGCUCCGUCGUUGCCGCCCCGGACGCCUUGGUCCCCUGCUCGAACCCAACGGACGACCCGUCCCUGCGUGCGGUCGGGUGCUCCACGCGCGUGGGCUCCUGCAGCGAUGCCGCCACCGCCACCGAGCACCAGGACGACGCCGAGGGGAGGCUGCGGUCGACGAGGACGGCGCACGAGUGGAGCAGCGCGGCACAGAGCGUCAGUACCGGAAGUGCUACGUUUGGUAGGGACAGCCACCCUGUGACGCUCGACACGUGCGAGGUGGAGUUGGGGGCGGGGUUCGCAUCCACUUCGCUUGGGUCGCCGGAAAAUUCCAGCUCCGGUAAGCAUGGCACGAAGACGACCACCGCCGACGACCAUGACUCGGUUUGUCACAGCAGACCACAGAGGGAGGAAAGCGGGGAGGAAGGCAAGAAGAAGGCAACAAGCCGGAAAUCUUCAGUUUCAACUAAAAGGAGCAGGGCGGCUGCUAUUCAUAACCAAUCUGAACGGAAAAGGAGAGAUAAGAUCAACCAAAGGAUGAAGACUUUGCAAAAGCUGGUCCCAAAUUCCAGUAAGACGGACAAAGCCUCAAUGCUGGACGAAGUGAUAGAGUAUCUGAAACAACUACAGGGACAAGUUCAGAUGAUGAGCAGGAUGAACAUGAUGCUGCCGCUGGCCAUGCAACAGCAGCAGCAGCAGCAGCAGCAGCAGCAGCUCCAAAUGUCGAUGAUGGGAAUGGGAAUGGGGAUGGCGGGGAUGGGCGGCCCUGCUGUGAAUGUGAUGGGCAUGAACACAAUGCCGCGCCCUAACAUGAACCUCACCCGAAUCUCUCCUCUUCUUAACCCCGCUGCUGCUUUCAUGCCUCUAACUCCUUCCACCUGGGACACCUCCGGCGACCGCUUACCGCCCAUGCUUCUGCCGGACCCCCUCUCCACAUUCUACACUUGCCCAUCACAGCAACAGGCGAUGGCAUUGGAUGCGUACAGCCGGAUGGCAGCCUUGUAUCAGCAACUGCAGCAGCCUCCAUCAUCUAGUUCGAAGGGCUGAUCGAUCGCCAUAUAUAAUUCCCUAGCUAGCUAGCUAGCUUGUAUAUGCUGCCUUAGAAGUUGAUCGAUCGUGCGUACGCCAUGGACGCCGGCGUGUAUAGCCAGAAGCCAGGAAUUCGCUUGAGUUGCAUUAUGCAUGUAUGGAUGGAGCAUGUAUAGUUAACACUGCAUGGCCCUCCCUUUCUUAAUUGUUCAGGAGUUGUAUCUGAAAAAUCUCUCCGGAAGAAAUAGUUGAGCCUACAUAUGUCUAUAUUUAGGAGAUUUCCGCUAUUCUAUUUGUACCUAUUUUCUGACAGCAGAUCGAACUCCCUUUUUACCCUUUUACUCUUUAAACAAAUUACUUUGGCUGUUGUUACAUAGAGUAAUUGUAUUUUAAAUAAAAAAUUCGCAGAAGACUUGCCUCCAA
Malania oleifera is the source of this 2159-nucleotide messenger RNA. Its product is annotated as transcription factor UNE10. Bases 336 to 1754 code for a protein of 472 amino acids. NCBI's taxonomy places the organism in Eukaryota, Viridiplantae, Streptophyta, Magnoliopsida, Santalales, Ximeniaceae. The record is from RefSeq and is a predicted model, not a curated record. Gene Ontology annotation, cellular component: nucleus. Gene Ontology annotation, molecular function: protein dimerization activity. The transcript has 6 exons.